CUCGGGACCACGUCAGUCUUCUUUCAACGAUAUCCACGGAUGAUGGGCGUCACCAACCGAAAAACCCCAAACACGUCUUCUUUUCCCACGCGAAUUCGUCGACAGUGUAGGACAUGCAUCGAAUGUGCCAAGGCGAAGCGGAAAUGUGACCAGACAGGCCCUUCUUGCUCGCGCUGCCGCGGGAAAGGCAUUGUCUGCACCUAUCCGCCCCGACGCAACGCCUCGAUCACUUUCGGGGAGUCUGAAUCAGUGUAUGAGGUCGUCAACUAUGUAGCGGAGAGUGAGGAAAACGUCGCCUCUUCUGUAACUACAUGUAUGACGAGGACACAACCGCCAUCCUGUGACCCCCAUGAGACCGCCGUAUCCCAUCGGGAUACAGACGCCGUCAACUAUGCUUGGUUUCUGGCCCCGGAAUCCUGGGCACGGCAACACGGCCUGAGCGAGCCCCAGAUCGACUUGACAGCUAGCCAAAGGUCGCUGCCACACUUCAUCAACAAGCUGAAAGCAUGGAUGGCCGACUGGGUAGCCGACGGACAUAACCCCAUCAUCCACCCACAGCUCUACCAGGAUGGGAUGCCCGAGUGCGUGGAAGAUGCCUACACGUCCCUCGCCGCUUACAACGCAGCCUCCGCGAGCGGGAAAGCAACAGCCCUGCAAAUCAUCCAAAACCGCAUCGACAAGCUGCUGUCCCAAAACCAACACCCACCCGACCUCGCCCUUGACGACGCCAUCUCCCCGGCCUGCCUGAUCGACACAUCCACCCACCUCGCCCGCACACAAGCCCUCUUCACCUACCAUCUAAUCACCCUAUUCGACGGCGACAUCCGCGCGCGCGCCGAAGCCGAGCGGCACGCGGACACCCUCCUCCUCUGGUGCCGGCAGCUGCUCGAGAGCGCACAGCUCGAUCGCGCGGCCGCCGCCUUCCUCUCCCCAGCCACAGCCACCCCAGCCCACACGUCUUCCAUCAGCACCAGCACCGGGACCCCAACACAAACCACCACCACCUCCACCAACCCCACCGCCGCUGGCCCCUCCCCAUCCCCAACUCACACCCUCUCCCCCACCCCCCCGUCAACCGCACUCCCAACCCUCUGGCACACCUGGAUCCAAUCGGAGUGCGUCCGCCGCGUCUACCUCGCCGCCACCUCGAUGCUGGCCGUGUACGACACCCUGCGCACGGGGUGGGCCUCGUGUCCCGGCGGGGUGGCGUUUACCGCGCAGCGGGGGCUGUGGGAGGCGCGGUCGGGGUAUGCGUGGGCGAGGGUUUUGAAGGGUGGAGACCUGGGGGGAGGGGAUGGGGAUGGGAAAGGGGUGAUGCCGUGGGUCAUGGUGCAGAGUUUGGGGGUGUGGCGGAUCUUGGAGGGCGGUAGGCCGGGGGAGGUGGAUGAGUUUGCUACGGGCAUGUUGGAGAUUAGUUGUGGGGUGGAGAACGUGGAGAGGUGGUGUUUUGAGAGAGGGGGUGGUUAGGAAGCGGUGGGAUAUGGGUCGGGCUAGUAGCUGAAGACGGGAUGGGUGUCUGGCUUUUUUUGCUGGUGUUAUAAUACGUAGGUAUGCUUCAAGGUCACAUUUCUC
This is a messenger RNA of Chaetomium fimeti, 1572 nucleotides long. RefSeq lists its product as uncharacterized. Bases 40 to 1467 code for a protein of 475 amino acids. The record is from RefSeq and is a predicted model, not a curated record. Gene Ontology annotation, molecular function: DNA-binding transcription factor activity, RNA polymerase II-specific; RNA polymerase II cis-regulatory region sequence-specific DNA binding; zinc ion binding. Gene Ontology annotation, cellular component: nucleus. NCBI's taxonomy places the organism in Eukaryota, Fungi, Ascomycota, Sordariomycetes, Sordariales, Chaetomiaceae. Gene Ontology annotation, biological process: positive regulation of transcription by RNA polymerase II. The transcript has a single exon.